CUGUCGCCCCUCAAAGAAAAAACAUGUCUGCUCUCUGCUACCAACUGUCGGCAAAGAGAGCCUGGCCGGAGCGAGCGACGGCACAGACAUCGCGGUCGCGGACGGCGGCAGCGGCGAUGGGAAGCCCGCUGGGCAGCUGGCCGAGCCACAACCCGCAGAACUUCAGCCAGCUCGUCCCGGCCGAUCCCUCCGCCCAGCCCACGAAUGUCUCACCAACAACAUACAUUGCAGCACAUAGGACAGAUCCACCUCCCGAUCAAGUGAUCACGACGGAGCCCAGGAACAUCCUGUUGAGGCAUUUCUACCAGAACUCGGAGAACAAGCCGAGGCCGAAGAGGGCCGCCCCGGAGAGUGCUGCCCUGUGUUUGUGUAGGUAAUAAUAAUGUGGCCUGGCCGCACCAGCACACCAACUUGUACUCGCUCGUGGUGCCUGCUUUGUAUUGGAUUGGAUGAUUUCCCUGUUUUGGCGACUGAAUGGAUAACUGAUGUGA
This is a messenger RNA of Triticum dicoccoides, 491 nucleotides long. Its product is annotated as DET1- and DDB1-associated protein 1-like. NCBI's taxonomy places the organism in Eukaryota, Viridiplantae, Streptophyta, Magnoliopsida, Poales, Poaceae. Gene Ontology annotation, cellular component: Cul4-RING E3 ubiquitin ligase complex. The transcript is spliced from 4 exons. The record is from RefSeq and is a predicted model, not a curated record. Gene Ontology annotation, biological process: positive regulation of proteasomal ubiquitin-dependent protein catabolic process. The coding region runs from base 24 to 377 and encodes 117 amino acids.